UGAACGCAGCAUACGACUUUUAUUCUGACAGACGAUGACGUCAACGUACCCGGAAGUAAAGAAACCUGACGUUUGCGCCUCUGAUUUCUCUUCGUUAUCUUGAAGAUGAAUCGGGUUAAACCUGAAGAUGAUGAAUACUGGAAUAGCUCCAAAUUCAAAGCUUUCACCUUUGAGGAUGACGAUGAUGAAUUUACCAAGCUGAAAGAAUCCAAGCGUGCGGUGAACAGCAUCCUGGUGGACGAAGAUGACGAUGAUGAUGAUGAUGUUGAAAAGGUCAGCUGGAGUGGAGAGCCUAUUGGAAGUAUAUCCUGGUCGGUCAAAGAGACUGCCUCCAGCAUCCGCUCGGGUGGAGAACAGAGCUUUCCAAAAAUCAACGCUGCCCCCUCGUUACCAAAACAAGGCUCUGUAUACUCCUUAAGUUCUUUGUUCAGAGGAAAAAGCAGGCCUUCAUUUUCUGAAACUUUUACUGAAACGUCUGCAAGAGUGUAUGCUCCAGAAUUACGCAAACCAAAGUCAGACUGUAAGGACUAUAUAAGUGAUUGGAGCCCUGAAGAAACUAUAAGAAGGAUGCGGAAAGGAAAGGCAUAUUCCCUGGAAAGGUUUCGCUCUCUACAGGACAAACUUCUGCUGCUGGAUGAAGCGGUCAGCGCUCACGACGGCAACAUCAUCACUGCUGUUUUAAUAUAUUUAAAGAAAUCAUUAAGUAAAGAAAUCCUUUUCCGGGAGUUAAUGUUAAGAGAAAUAGCUUUACGGCAUUACAUUCAUUAUCUGAAGGAAAUGGGAGAGCAGAGGCUUUUGGUGGAGUUGAUGAAGUCACUCGGCAGAACAGAGGAUAUGGCGGUAAUGCAGUACAAGGAGCAUAUGAGCAUUAAAGACGAAGGCGAUAGAAGAGACUUCCUCAAAAAAACUCUGAGUCUCCCUUUUUCUCAAGACGAUGCCACCCAUGUUCAAGACCACUACACACUCUUGGAGAGACAGAUCAUCAUAGAGGCUAAUGACAAGAAGGGUGAAGCUGAGAUUUUUAAGAAAUACCCUAGAAAAGCUUCUAUUUUGAACAUGCCCAUUAUCACUACACUGUAUUAUGCCUGCUUCUACCACUAUGGAGAGUCAGAGGGUACGUUCAGCAGUCCGGCUAACAUCCGAAAAACCUUCAGGAUUUCAGAAAAGCAGUACAUCCUGACGGCACUUGGAGCUCGGGCAAAACUAAAAAACUGGUUUGAUGUGGACAGUUUGUUCAACACCAAGACCUGGCUGGGUUACACUAAGAAAAGAUCCCCCAUCGGCUUUCACAGAGUGGUGGAUAUCCUGCAGAAGAACAGCGCUCCUGUUCAGGUGUUGCAAGAGUACAUAACCCUGAUCGAUGACUCUGAACUGAAGCUCGGUUUGGCUCAGAAGUAUAAAUGCCACGACGUUGUCAUCGAUACCUACAGAGACCUGAAAGACCGUCAGCAGCUGAUUGUGUACCAGAGUAAAUUGGAGCGGGGUUCGCACGAGUACAGGAGGAUCAACGAGCUCAUUAAUAACACUCAAAUCCGAUGGAAGAACUGACAUUUGGAGAGAAGAAGAGAUGUUUUAUACGAACAUUUUGAUACGAGCGUGCUCAGAGGCUUCAGCUGACACAGCGUGUGCUUCAGAGGAUCGUCACAGUGAAGGCUGUUACAGUAAUGAAGCAGCCUCGGGUUUCAGCCACGAUGCAAUGAAGCACCUCAGCCAUGGCAACUAGAAGAUUUUUUUUUUUCAUUUGUUGUUGUUUUUUUUAAUUAUUAUAAUUUUUGGAUAUUUUCCUGUAAUUCAUUAUGGCUAUUGAGGUGCCAUGUGUCCAUUUGCCAAUAAAUUCUGAACCUGGUGUACAUAUA
This is a messenger RNA of Silurus meridionalis, 1856 nucleotides long. RefSeq names its product VPS33B interacting protein, apical-basolateral polarity regulator, spe-39 homolog (gene vipas39). The record is from RefSeq and is a predicted model, not a curated record. Gene Ontology annotation, cellular component: cytoplasm. The transcript has 18 exons. Bases 106 to 1548 code for a protein of 480 amino acids. Lineage: Eukaryota; Metazoa; Chordata; Actinopteri; Siluriformes; Siluridae. Gene Ontology annotation, biological process: intracellular protein transport; vacuolar transport.